Molecule: messenger RNA, 953 nt
Organism: Beta vulgaris subsp. vulgaris (sugar beet)
Lineage: Eukaryota; Viridiplantae; Streptophyta; Magnoliopsida; Caryophyllales; Amaranthaceae
Product: auxin-binding protein ABP19a
Exons: 1
Coding region: 113-745 (210 amino acids)
Cellular component (GO): cell wall
Molecular function (GO): manganese ion binding
Source: RefSeq, a predicted model, not a curated record
AGGUACUACGUUCGAUAUGCUAUAUAUAGCCACACAUAUCCACAGCCAGAAGUAACACAAACAACUUAAGUAAAUUUGCUACUACAACACAUAUUUCCAAAUUUCUGAAAACAUGGAUGCUCAUAUAAUAAUCUUCCUUUUGGUUCUGCUUGUUCCUCUCUCAUCUGCUACCAGUGUUGUUGAUUUUUGUGUGGCGGAUUUCAAUUUUCCAGUUGGACCAGCUGGAUACUCAUGUAGAAAUCCUGCUAAUCUUACAGUUGAUGAUUUUGUUUUCUCUGGUUUGGGUGUUCCAGGUAACACGUCAAAUAUCUUCAAUUCUUCGGCAUUUUUAGCAAUUGAUGUAACUUUUCCUGCCUUAAACGGUUUAGGGCUUUCCAUGGCGCGGUUAGACCUUGAUGUGGGUGGAACUAUUCCGGUACACUCACAUCGAGUAUCAGAAGUUAUUAUUGUAAUUGAAGGGACCAUAAUUGCGGGUUUUAUAGGAUCUGAUAACACGGCUUACUAUAAAACAUUGAAUAGAGGGGAUAUAAUGAUCUUUCCACAGACAUUACUUCACUUCCAAGUUAACAUUGGUGAUUCUCCUGCUCUUGCAUUUGUUGCCUUAAACAGCGCGAGUCCAGGUUUUCAAACCACGACCUUUGCUCUAGCUGCAAAUGACCUUCCUACUGAUAUUAUUCAGAAGAUCACUUUACUGGAUGCUGGACAGGUGAGGAAGUUAAAGACUAUCUUCGGAGGAACUAAUUGAUCAUAAAUACUCCAAUAAUAACAUAUAUGUACUGCUAGAAUUUUUUUUUUAUUUGGUAAGAUGAAUAAUCUCUAGGCUGCCCUGCAUAGGGUCCACCCUAGAAGCCGAGGCACUUGGAAUGUACUGUUAGUUUAUUAUUACUUCUUAUGCAUUUAUACAAGUAUAAUUGUAAUUUGUCUUAUAUAUGUUUGCCAGUAUCAUUGCAUUA